Molecule: messenger RNA, 2389 nt
Organism: Syzygium oleosum
Lineage: Eukaryota; Viridiplantae; Streptophyta; Magnoliopsida; Myrtales; Myrtaceae
Product: cysteine-rich receptor-like protein kinase 44
Exons: 7
Coding region: 201-2183 (660 amino acids)
Biological process (GO): protein phosphorylation
Molecular function (GO): protein kinase activity; ATP binding
Source: RefSeq, a predicted model, not a curated record
AAGGAAAAUUUCAAUGGUUUCAUUAGUAUCAAAAUUCAAGCCGCAACAACCCCCGCUCCAAAUUAAAAAUUGUGGACGAAACAGAUUUCGACGACGCAACUAGUGUAGGAGCUACACAGGCUAUAUGUUCAAGAUUUCCACAUUAGCCUAUCCACAUUAAUCAAAGAAACACCCCAAACACCCAAAAAAACUAAGAAAAGAUGGUUCCCCCAAAUCUCCCUCUCUUGCUUCUUCUCAUGUUUGCUUCCACCAUUAACGCCCAAACUCUCUUCCCACACGAAAUCUGUGCCACCACCGGAAACUUCACCGCCAACAGCACCUACCAAACCACCCUUACCACCCUCCUCUCCUCCAUCUCCACCACCAACUCCUUGUCCCUCACGUACGGCUUCUUCAAUGCCUCCGCCGCCGUCUCCAGCGCCUCCCAAACCAUCUAUGUCAUCGGCUCCUGCCACGGCGACCUCACCGCCGAGAGCUGCCGUGCCUGCCUCGAUGGCUCAGCCUCCGACAUCCGCAGUCACUGCCCCCUCCAGAAGGGUGCGGUCCUCUACAGUGAGAACUGCACCGUCCGGUACUCUAACGCCUCAAUCUUCCACACAGUCACAACCGACCCUGAAUACUGGCUGUCCAACGUGAACAACGUCACGAGCCCAGACACGUACAAUGCGGCUCUGGGAACGCUGUUGGACGGUCUGCGGGGCGAGGCAGCGGGUGGCGGCUCGCUGAGGAAGUAUGCGACGGGGAACACAUCGGCAGGAUUCGACACGAUCUAUGCGAUGACACAGUGCACGCCAGACUUGACCGAGCAGCAAUGCAGCGACUGCCUGGUGACAAUCAUCGCAAAGCUCACGGCUUGUUGUGUUGGGAAGAUUGGAGUGAGGAUCAUGGCCCCAAGUUGCCAGUUCCGGUACGAGACCAAUGAUCGAUUCUUCGACCCAGUCGGCGAGCCACUUCCGAUGCCGUCUCCACCGCCAGGUGGAAAGAGCAAUUCAACGAAGACUGUGAUCAUCGCGGUUGCCACAAGUGCUUCUGCGGUACUUGUUAUCGGCGUUGUCAUACUCCUGAUAGUGCAAAUGAAGAAGAAGCGGCCCAGACAAAAAGUUGAAGGUGAAGUUGUGGAUGAAAUAAGCACGGAGGAGUCACUGCAAUUUGAUUUCGGCACUAUCAGAGCGGCAACUGACAACUUUUCUAAUUCCAAGAAGCUUGGACAAGGCGGUUUUGGUGCAGUUUACAUGGGUCAGCUCUCCAACCAACAAAAAAUUGCGGUGAAACGGCUGUCACAGAAUUCCGGCCAAGGAGAAAUAGAAUUCAAGAAUGAGGUCAUGUUACUAGCUAGGCUACAACAUAGGAACUUGGUCAGGCUCCUAGGUUUCUGUAUGGAUGGAGUCGAGCGGCUUCUCAUUUAUGAGUUUGUGCCCAAUUCAAGCCUUGAUCAGUUCAUAUUCGAUCCCCUAAAGCGUGGGAAUCUCGACUGGGAUAGGCGUCACAAGAUAAUAAUGGGUGUUGCUCGAGGGCUGCUUUACCUACAUGAAGACUCUCGACUUCGUAUCAUCCAUCGGGACCUUAAAGCCAGCAACAUUUUGUUGGACUCGGACAUGAAUCCUAAGAUAUCAGAUUUCGGUAUGGCGAGGCUAUUCGAGUUGGACCAAACUCAGGCAGAGACAAACCGAAUUGUUGGGACUUACGGAUAUAUGGCACCGGAGUAUGCGAUUGCUGGAAAAUUCUCGGUCAAGUCCGAUGUCUUCAGUUUUGGAGUGCUGGUUUUGGAGAUUGUGAGUGGUCAAAGGAACAAUCUUUUCCAGGUGGGCGAUAACACGGAGGUCCUUAUAAGCUAUGUUUGGAAGAACUGGAGGGAAGGAACAAUGUCAAACAUCAUCGAUCCCUGUAUAACUUUUGGUUCGAGUGCUGAAAUUGCAAGGUGCGUCCAUAUUGGUCUACUAUGCGUCCAAGCAAACGUGGCUAACCGGCCAACAAUGGCCUCGGUCCUUCUCAUGCUUAACAGCCACACGGUCACGCUUCAAGUGCCGUUACAACCCGCAUUCUUCAUGCACAGCGGCAGCGAAUUCGAUAUGUCAUCAGCACAGGAUUACAGUUCAAGGGUGUCCGACAUCGAUAGAUCAAGAAGCAAAUCAAACCAAUUCUCGAAAAACGAGGCCUCUGUGACCGAGCCAUAUCCGCGGUAGCCUUGACAAAUGGGAAAGAGCGUGCCCUAAUAAUUAAUUUUUGUGUUUCUCAUGGUUUUCAGAUCAUCAAAAUUACAUUCUCGUGGUUUAAUUCUUCCUAGCAAUUAUUGUUUUUGUGUAGUGCUUAAGUGAUAUAUUGAGCCAGAUUUUAUGCAUCAAACUAAGUGCAUUUCCCAAUUUAGUCAGAGGCAUGCCAUCUUCAUUUA